AUGUUCACCAACCUCGGCCACGCGCCCUGGGCCGGCGAGGACAGGGUCGAAGCCGCGUCGUCGUCCCGCUCGACCCCCGCCGACGAUGCGGGGAAGCGCGAGCCAGAGCAGCCCAACACCCGCGCACCCGUCCUGUUCUCGUCCCGCCGCACCUUCUCGUCCAAGUCGGCCUUCUUCGACGCGUGCAAGGUCGCCAACCUCGCCGAGUACGGCUACACGACGCACCAGCUGUCGAGCAACGUGACGACCGCCGUCGUCUGCUGCGCCGGGCGCCGCCACGAGCGCUGCCCGAUGCAGGUCGCGGCGUUCCUGUGCGAGGACGACCGGUGGGCCGUCGACUCGGAGCGCUGCAGGUGGGCGCACACGCACGCGCGCGACGACGACGAGGUGCACGCGCAGGCCAAGGCGGGCGAGCAGGACGACGCGGUCACGGGGCGCGUGCAGGCGGCCGAGCCGAGCAGGAGCACGGCGCGCGAGCGGGCCAGCGAGGACGAGUCGGACCUGAGCGACGAGACGGACGGGAGCGAGGAGCUCAGCAGCGAGGAGAGCUCGGGGGACGAGUACGGCCGGUCGAGGAAGGCGGCAAAGGCGCGUGUCGCGAGUAGCUCGGGCGAGGAGGAGGACGAGGACAGCCAGGAGGACCCGACCGACUCGACCUCGGGUCACGUUCCGCAGCUCCCGAUGCCUAAAUUGCCCGCCGUCGGCGACACGUUCGCGUCGCCCGAGGCGUUCGAGGUGGCGUGCGUCCUCGCCGUCAUCCGCGUCUACGGCUACAGCGUCAGCAAGCGCAGCCCGACCGACAACUACUGCCGGGUCCAGUGCAACUACCGCACGACCAAGCCCGGCCCAUGCCCGUUCGAGCUCAUCGCCCGCAAGAACCUCGACACGGGCCUCUGGGUCGUGUGCAACUCGGCGCGCCCGCGCAUCCACAACCACGGCCGCAACCCCCGGCUCGCGCGAGACUCGAUGUGGCUGCCGACAGUCGUCUGCGAGACGGCGAGGGCGGCGCUCGGGCUCGCGCCGGGCAAGCGCGCGCGCGACAAGGCGAGGCGCGACGCUCGGGCGAGGCGCAAGGCCGACGUCAAGCAGGCGCGAGCCCAGGUCAAGAAGCGCCAGCGGGUCGACGUCAAGGACGAGAACAACGGGCUCAUGCCCCCGCCGCAGCGCCCUUUCGCAGCGAGGCCGCCACUGCCGCACGUCGGCUCGACCAGCACCCCUCGCACGGCCUACUCGUCCACGCCGCCAGCUCGCUCGGCCUUGUCGUCGCCCCUCACCUACGCUUCCACCUCGACCGCCUCAUACGGCCGCCCGCAGGCGCCGCCCGCCGCCGUCUAUCGUCCGCCGCCGUCUCACCACUCGCCCUAUACGCCGCUCGACCCGGCCUCGAGUACCUCGUCGGCGCACAACCCCGAUACGCCCUUCCUCGCCGACCUGGCCGCGUUCCUCUCCGGCCUCGACCCCUACCUCCCUCACCUCGCGCCCCUCCUCUACGCCGUCGGCAUCACGACCAUGGCCGACCUCGUCGUCCUGAGGCAGAUGACGCCGACGUGCCGCACGGCGAUGUGGGGCGAGAUGCGCCGCAGGGGCGGGGCGCUGUCGAGCGAGGAGGAGGAGCGGCUCGAGCGCGGGUUGGCGGGCGCGUGA
This is a messenger RNA of Rhodotorula graminis WP1, 1644 nucleotides long. RefSeq lists its product as uncharacterized. The transcript has 5 exons. The record is from RefSeq and is a predicted model, not a curated record. Bases 1 to 1644 code for a protein of 547 amino acids. NCBI's taxonomy places the organism in Eukaryota, Fungi, Basidiomycota, Microbotryomycetes, Sporidiobolales, Sporidiobolaceae.